AUGGUGAUACACGACUCGAUACCCCUUUUUCUUGGGCGCGAGCGAACCCUUCAAAUCUCGCAGAAACAAAAAGACAGCCGCGGCUCCGGCUCCAUUGUCGUGCGUCAUGUGCCUCCCGCCGCCCCCACCGUUCUGGACAUCUACAUGGGCGGAAACAUGUCCUACGUGUCGUAUUUCUACAGCGCGGAGGGCAAGUCGCAGAUCAUUCUGAUCUAUACUUUCAGCGCAGAGCCGGGGCAGAUAUAUCUGCGCUGGCCCAAGGGUUCUCGAGAGGUCGGCCUACGGCGGCUGCAUCUGCAGUCCGACGACUACAACAUCAGUCUGGCCUUCGACGCGCCUAGCGUUCCAGCCACGGCCACGCACCUGUCGCUUGCCGAUAUAGAUUUCGUGCACCAGAGGAAACAUUAG
Messenger RNA from Beauveria bassiana ARSEF 2860, 408 nucleotides. RefSeq lists its product as uncharacterized. The transcript has a single exon. Lineage: Eukaryota; Fungi; Ascomycota; Sordariomycetes; Hypocreales; Cordycipitaceae. Bases 1 to 408 code for a protein of 135 amino acids. The record is from RefSeq and is a predicted model, not a curated record.